This is a messenger RNA of Symbiodinium sp. CCMP2592, 339 nucleotides long. NCBI's taxonomy places the organism in Eukaryota, Dinophyceae, Suessiales, Symbiodiniaceae. The record is from the annotation of a GenBank genome assembly.
AUGGCGCGCCAGUCAGGAUACGAUCGACACAUCACCAUAUUCUCGCCGGAGGGCCGGUUGCACCAAGUGGAGUAUGCGUUUCAGGCAGUCAAAAAGAAUCAGAACAUGACCUCGGUGGCGCUUCGAGGUGAUGAUAGUGUCGUAGCAGUGACGCAAAAGAAGGUGCCAGACAAGCUGAUGGACAAGGAAUUUGGGACGCACCUCUACAACAUUACACCAAACCUCGGCUGCCUGAUGACUGGAAUGAGUCCGGAUGCUCGAGCUUUAGUCUACAGGGCCCGUGAGAUUGCCUCGAAGUUCAAGGACAAGAACGGAUACGAGAUUCCAGCCCGACCCUGA